UUUGUUGUUUGAUUUUUCUGUUUGUUGUUGUUAUUAUUUGCUGUUGUUUUUAUUAUCCUCUUUUUACUGUACAUCAUCUCGUGACCAGGUUUAUUAACGUGUUUUAUUUUCUAAAUAAUUUAUUUACCUUGAUUCGUUUCUUGUUAUUGUUUUGACUUUGUUAUUGUUCUGUCCCGUGUGUUGGUUGCCAGCGCUUUUUUGUGUUGCUCGAUUAAUUAUUUAUGUUAUGUUUUCUUUGUCUUGUUUAUUCACAUGGUUUUGUUUACGCAAUUUGGAAUGCAAACACUAUGUUUUUGUUUACCUCGCUGUUUUGUAUGAGAAAAUUUUUGUUGGAUAAAUGUUGUUCUUCUCGUUGUUGGAGUUCUGUUUUAGGCGAUUGUGUUUUUAUCAAAAGAAUUUUUCAGUUUUUAUUGGAAGUGGAAAAUGUGAUAGAGUAAAAAGAAGCAGAAGUUCUGAAGGGAAAUAAGAUACAUCUGAACAUUUAGUAUUUUGUUGCAAUGCAACCGACCAGCAUGCACAAUAUUUUGGCACCUCUUAACCAAGAAAAUUCACCUGCUUACACCAACGAAAAACUGACAAAAACAUCCAACUUCACUUACGAUAAUAAUGAUGGUAACAGAACAUAUUUUACUGUGGAACCAACUUUUAUUCGACAAAAAGACACAUCCAUAACAAAGUUUGAAAACUUGUCUCAGCAACGAGCCCCUUCCAGUAGGUUGACGGAACGAGAUAUGUCUGAUUUAAAUCGUUCUCAAUACUGUGACAGUGGUAAAUCUAUGAGGGAAAACCUAGAGCCUUUACUACAUACAGGGAAACCCCCUGAAAGCAAAACUGUCUCUCAUGAAACUCAGAAAUAUAAGAUGGUUAAUUCACAAAGUAUUGAUUCCGGAGAUUCUAACCGUGCCACUUAUGAAUACCCUGGAAAACCUGAAGAGCCUAGAAGAACAACAGAGCAUACAUUGCCAAGAGACAAAAAUCCAGAGACAAGGUAUUCAAGAAGUGAGCAAGAAAAUUUUGAUAGUAAUAAAAGUCAUCAUAAUGAUGCUGUUACAUUCACCUCUGCUCCAAGUAGGUCGUAUGAAUUGGGAAGACACGAAUCUAAAUCUCCGCAUAAAGAGAUGGUAGUAAAUGGUGAAAGUUCAAGAAAUAAUUCACCAGUGCAUGGUAGUCGACAAAUAAGUGAACCUAAAAUGGAUGAACAUACAGUUAUAAACAAAUUAUUUCGUGAUGGUCGUUGCAUUUGGCCAGGUUGCGAUAGAUCAUUUCCUGAUAGAAGAGAAUUUGUCAGGCAUCUUGACUGUUAUCAUACUCUGGAUGAAAAGAGUGCUGCACAAGCUCGUGUUCAGGGAUAUGUUGUACGAGAACUGGAAGAAAAGUUAUCUUACGAAAGAUCGAAACUUUCAGCCAUGUUAGGCCAUCUACAAUUUUCAAAUGAAAAAGUGGGCUUAUCAAAUGAUAAGGGAUCAUACAUGUUACAGACGACAGCUCACUCCAUAUCUCCUCCGCCCCGUAUGGAUCGCCAUGUACCUGUAAUACCUUCUUCAAACGGACAGAUGGUUCUAGUUCCUUACCCGCCUCCACCUCAUCAUAUGCACCCAGUACCUCACAUGCCACAUAUGGAGAGUGAACGAAGUGCCGUCCAUUCUCCACACCCUGUUUCUAGAGAAUCAAGGGAACGUCAAAACUCUCCAUCGCCGUCUACAUCACCGAGAAGACACUCCACCUCACAUGGUCAGGUUAUCACACCCACAAGUCAUCAAAGUUACAUUUCUCAUACAAAAACAAUGCAUGGACAAGGUCAUUAUCAUAUUCCACCAGGCCACUACUUUCCAGUUCAUCAUGGGUUUCCUGUCAGACCUGGAUUGAUGAUGAAACGUGAAUCGCCUGAACACGAUACACGCAGCCCAAUUGAAGAUCGCUAUUCCGUACCUGGAUUGAUUCCAGUCUCGCAUAGUGAAGAACUGCAUCGGAACUCAAUGAUGGUAGAAACACUUCCCACGGGCCCUUCUCAUAUUUCAAGUGGUCACAAAAUGCCAAGUAACGAUUCUGUAGGCUACCAUCCCGUUCGACGCAGAGGUGAAGCCGCAGCAAUGGUGGAUAUUGGCCACGGUAUGUCAUUUGAAUUACGCACCAAGGGAAAUUUGUACCAAGAUCCAGAUGUUAGACCUCCUUACACAUACGCCUCGCUUAUCAGGCAAGGUGUUCUCGAUUCGCCAAACGGUGAAUUAACGUUGAAUGAAAUUUACCAAUGGUUUAUGAAAAAUUUUGCAUACUUUCGAAAGAAUACAAGUACAUGGAAGAACGCAGUUCGACAUAAUCUCAGUUUACACAAAUGUUUCGUACGAAAAGAAAAUCAUAAAGGUGCUGUGUGGACGGUGGACGAUGUUGAAUUCUUCAGGCGAAGGAUGACAAAACCAGGACUACCGAAACGCGAAUAUUACGCUCCAUCAGAAAACAACAAUCAAGGCUCAAACUCUCCUCCUGAACCAGAAGAUGAUUACGUAACAGACGAACCUCUUCCUUCUAUGGCUAUGGACAAUUCAAUAAGAAAGGAUUCAAAUGACGAAGAGGAGGAGAGUGAAGGACCCCGUGAUGAAGUAUUUACUGGUCCUCCAGAGAAGAUGAGAAAAUGUGACGAAUACUCAAUGGAGAAUCAACCUGGUAUUACGGUGAUCAAGGAAGAAUUCGAGGACGAAUUAAGAAACAUGACGUCACAAGAGUACGAGAGAUCGCUAAAUGAGACCGUUACGGUGGUAACGGCAUCUUGAAAAAACCUCCGAUGUUUGUCUCGAUUAGAAUGGUUGCUGUCACUUUCUCUCCGUGCGAGAGGAAUUAUAUGACGAGAUCUUUAGGAGUGGAUUUGAAAGUAAAAUUUAUUUAUACUGUUUUGUGUUAUUCAUAUUUAAAUUUAUGCGGUAAUAUAUUUUUGUUAAUUUUAACCCCCCGCUGCCAUAAGCUUUUAGGCAACCAAGCAGGGGGUAUAGUAUUAUACUUGAAGUACUCUUCUUAGUUUUAUAUCUUGUAUUUAUGCUACUCUAAUAAUUAAAUCUACUAAUGACCGUUUUGGCGUCCCAUUACUUUAGAUUGUAAGCUUGGCGUCCCAUUACUUUAGGUCGUAACAUUUAAAUUAAAUCUAAUUCUGUAAACAACUCGAUUGCCCACAGUUCGGAGAAACAUAAUCAUCGUGCGAAAUUAUGUUAACUGAGCACGAAAUAUUCUCUUUGCUGACUUAACUUGACAUUGGGAGAAUAUCAUCCUUUGGGACAUUUUGUCAAGGCGUGUAUCUCUUGCUUCACUUUCGUGCUUCCCUUUCGUGUAAUCCAUCUCAAAUCGCUAUCAUAUUUGACCAAGCGUUUCUUUGUGUGUUUUAGUUUAUUUUUUUCAAUUUUUUGUAGAUAUUGCAAAAAGUCAGAUUAUUUUAUUCGGGUUUUUAAAAAACCGACCAGCACUUUUGUAUAUACCAGUGUUGUUGUUAUUGUUGACAAAGUCUACUGUUUGUAACGCUGUAAAAAUAUAAAUGUUGAACAUAA
This is a messenger RNA of Hydractinia symbiolongicarpus, 3530 nucleotides long. Its product is annotated as forkhead box protein P1-like. The transcript has 13 exons. NCBI's taxonomy places the organism in Eukaryota, Metazoa, Cnidaria, Hydrozoa, Anthoathecata, Hydractiniidae. The record is from RefSeq and is a predicted model, not a curated record. The coding region runs from base 498 to 2768 and encodes 756 amino acids. Gene Ontology annotation, molecular function: RNA polymerase II cis-regulatory region sequence-specific DNA binding; DNA-binding transcription factor activity, RNA polymerase II-specific. Gene Ontology annotation, biological process: regulation of transcription by RNA polymerase II. Gene Ontology annotation, cellular component: nucleus.